Molecule: messenger RNA, 2814 nt
Organism: Tribolium castaneum (red flour beetle)
Lineage: Eukaryota; Metazoa; Arthropoda; Insecta; Coleoptera; Tenebrionidae
Gene: CTCF
Product: CTCF
Exons: 10
Coding region: 527-2566 (679 amino acids)
Biological process (GO): regulation of transcription by RNA polymerase II
Cellular component (GO): chromosome
Molecular function (GO): chromatin insulator sequence binding
Source: RefSeq, a predicted model, not a curated record
CACCCGCAAAUUCACACCCGGUUCAGUGUCGGCGUCGUUUUCGCUCAAAUUUGGUACCUGUUUGGGCCCGUCUUGUCCACAGAAACGCGGAAAAUCGGUAUUUUUAUACACGGCGACACUUUCCCCUUUAUCGCUGCUCCAUGUUGAUGACAGCGCCUCUGACAGCGCCAACCGUGCUAAUUUCUCGAAAUUUUUGUUAAAAUGCCCCCUACAUCCAACUUCGUCAAGUAUGGGUUGUCAGGGAAUUAAUUAAAGAAAUUGGAAAUUGGGGGGCCCUUCGGGAAAUGAGCGGCCCUAGAAACCUCUCGGCGUCCUAUUUUUAACGCAGCUGCAGUUUAAGGGGAAAAUGGCGGCAGGCGACUUGAUGAAGCGUUUCCAAUUUUAAUCCCUCCUUUCAAGCAAGGGAAUUUGGAGGGAAAACGGAUCCACUCAAAUUAAACCAACUAACUUCUUACAGAAAACCGCAAAAAUUCCAUUACGUUUAUCAUAAAAACAAUUGUACCAGGCGUCUUAAAAGGCGUGCAGCAUGACUGCACAAUUUACGCACAGUCCAAUUAAACUGGAGGGUGUAGAUUCCUCGGAAAAUGUCACCGAGAUUCAGUCGUAUUUAGCCGGCUUUCAAAAGGAAAUUGGGAAUGAUGCACCCAUACAACAAGUGUCAGGUGAAGACAAUGAGGGGGAAGCGGAAGAAGGAACUUACUUUGUUGAUCAAGCGGGUCUCUAUUAUUAUCAAGCCAAGGGGGAAAGCCAGCCCGUUAUGACAGUAAUGACAGGCCUCCCUGAAUCAGGGGGUGAUGAGGGUGAGGAGUUUAUCAUUAACCCACAUAAUGAAGAGGAGAUGGAGGUUGAAGAAGGGGAAGAGAGCCCUGCGGUUCAAGAGUCCGAAAACCAGAUCCUCAUCAAUUCUGGAAACGCUUAUCAGCGGGUGACGGUUGUCCCAGCCGACACCAAUUCCAGCGAACUGAGUUACGUCCUAAUUGUGCAAGACCCCGCGGACUUGAAAGACGGCGAACAAACCGACGGAGAGCAAGAUAUGACCGUGUACGACUUCGACGAGGGUGAAGAUGGCGGUGUCAUUGAUUCAGAAACCGACGAUGACAAGUCAAAAAUUGUUAAAAUCUUGCCCCGAAAAUCGCAAGUGGUUUCCCAAGCCCACAUGUGCAACUAUUGCAAUUAUACCAGUCCGAAAAGAUACCUCUUAUCGCGUCACAUGAAAUCGCAUUCGGAAGAACGGCCGCAUAAAUGCAGUGUUUGCGAACGGGGUUUUAAAACAUUAGCAUCACUGCAAAAUCACGUUAACACACAUACGGGUACUAAGCCGCAUUCGUGCAAAUUUUGUGAUUCUGCUUUCACGACUUCAGGGGAGCUUGUCAGACAUGUGAGGUACAAGCAUACGCAUGAGAAACCACACAAAUGCCCCGAGUGCGAAUACGCAAGUGUGGAGUUGUCCAAGCUGAAGAGGCACAUUCGGUGCCACACCGGGGAACGGCCCUAUCAGUGUCCACACUGUACAUACGCAAGCCCUGACACUUUCAAGUUGAAGCGCCAUUUGCGAAUCCACACCGGCGAAAAACCAUACGAGUGUGACAUUUGCAAGACAAAAUUCACACAGUCCAAUAGUUUAAAAACCCAUAAAUUGACCCACAACAUUGGUGAUAAACCCAUAUUUCAUUGCGAAUUUUGUCCUACGACCUGCGGCCGCAAGACAGAUUUGCGAAUUCACGUCCAAAAACUGCACACAUCCGAUAAACCCCUCAAGUGUAAACGAUGCGGCAAGUCGUUUCCAGAUCGGUACAGUUACAAGGUGCACAAUAAAACGCACGAGGGUGAGAAAUGCUACAAGUGUGAUCUCUGUCCGUACGCUUCGAUAUCAGCUCGCCACUUGGAGUCGCAUAUGCUUAUCCACACCGACCAGAAGCCCUACCAUUGUGAUCAGUGCGAUCAGAGUUUCCGACAGAAACAGUUGCUGAAAAGGCACCAAAAUCUGUACCAUAAUCCCGACUAUAUACCGCCCCCACCUCGGGAAAAAACCCACGAGUGUCCCGAAUGUUCGCGAGCGUUUAGACAUAAAGGCAAUUUAAUUCGACAUAUGGCCGCCCAUGACCCCGACCCGACCAUACAGCGGAAGCAAAUGGAAUUGAAGUUGGGACGGCAGAAGAAGAUUCAGAUGAUUGAUGGGCAGCAAGUCGAGGUGAUUCCGGGAAUGGAGUCGGAUGAGGAUGAAGAAGGGGAGAUUGAUAUGAUGGCGGUGGAAGGUUCUGAUGGACAGCAGUACGUCGUUCUGGAAGUCAUCCAGCUUGCGGAUGGGGAGGAGCAAGCUAUGGUUGUUGGAGGGGACGGGAACAAUGAGCUCCUUGGAGAAAAUAUCUUGCCAGAUAGUGAUUUGAACGGUGAAGAUGUGAUUAAAGCGUUACAGUCGGCUAGGAGGGUGUACAAAACUGAGGACACCAAGAAAGAAAAUACAGAGAGUGAUAUGCAGAAUUGCUUCGGUUUUGAUGAGGACGAAGAAGAGGAAGAGGAGUCUAGAGGAAAAGAAACCAUUACGCUUUUAGACCAGAUUGACUAAGUUUCCAACUCUUGACAAUUACCAGAUUGGUCAUUUUUGUAAACAAGAAUGAAAGUCUAUGUAACAUUAAGUUUAAAUUAUUUCAAUUUUUAACUUUAUUAGUCUUUAUUUUAAAAGGAUUUAAAAUUAGCAUUGUAAAAUUUUGUAUAUACAUUUAAUAGUUUAUUUCCAUAAUUUUUGUAUAUAACUAUUUUCAUGUUAAUUCUAGAUGUACCUACACAAUUCAGUUAAUAAAGCAGUAAACAUAA